AUGGAUCCUUACGUCGCGGAAAUCAGGAAGCUCGAAAACAAGUUUUCAGGACUGGAGAUCCGUCACGUCAUCCGUGACAACAACAUUGCAGUCGAUGUCCUGUCAAAACUUGGUUCCGAUAGAGCAGAGGUCCCUCCGGGAGUCUUCGUCCACGAGCUAUAUCACCCUUCAAUCAACACUUCCACCCCAAUGGAAGUCAACUCAGCUCCUCAAGAAACUAGUCAAGAGGUCAUGAUGAUCGAAGUCGACUGGCGUGCUACAUUCAUCGACUACAUCAAGAAUCAAGUGCUUCCUCCAGGAAUUCAAAAGGGCAACGCAGAAGCAAUACUCAUCAUGCGUCGUAGCAAGAACUAUGUCCUCAUCGACGAUAAGCUUUACAAAGGCACAGGAUCUGGUGUCCUCAUGAAAUGUGUCACAGCAGAAGAAGGAAAAGAGAUUCUACAAGAAGCUCAUGAAGGCACAUGUGGAAACCACGCAGUUUCACGUACUUUGGUUGGCAAAGUCUUCAGAUCAGGAUUUUACUGGCCAACAGCAUUAUCAGAUGCAGAAGCACUCGUCAGACAGUGUCAAGGAUGCUAA
Molecule: messenger RNA, 579 nt
Organism: Panicum virgatum (switchgrass)
Lineage: Eukaryota; Viridiplantae; Streptophyta; Magnoliopsida; Poales; Poaceae
Exons: 1
Coding region: 1-579 (192 amino acids)
Source: RefSeq, a predicted model, not a curated record